This is a messenger RNA of Maylandia zebra (zebra mbuna), 1157 nucleotides long. RefSeq names its product ATP synthase F1 subunit gamma (gene atp5f1c). The record is from RefSeq and is a predicted model, not a curated record. Gene Ontology annotation, biological process: proton motive force-driven ATP synthesis. NCBI's taxonomy places the organism in Eukaryota, Metazoa, Chordata, Actinopteri, Cichliformes, Cichlidae. Gene Ontology annotation, molecular function: proton-transporting ATP synthase activity, rotational mechanism.
GCUUUUGACUUGCGCCUGCGCAGUCCUGCGUGUCUGACCUUCAUAGGACUAACCAUGUUCGCCAGGAGCAGCGCUUUGGUGUUCUCCCCACAAUGGGGGCAGGUCAGGAACAUGGCUACCUUGAAGGACAUUACCAUUCGGUUGAAAUCCAUCAAAAACAUCCAGAAAAUCACAAAGUCCAUGAAAAUGGUCGCCGCUGCCAAGUAUGCUCGUGCUGAGAGGCAGCUGAAACCAGCACGUGUCUAUGGCACCGGUUCUCUGGCCCUGUAUGAGAAGGCUGACAUCAAAGCCCCGGACGAGAAAGCCGCCAAGCACGUGAUCAUUGGUGUGACUUCCGACCGUGGGCUCUGUGGCGCCAUCCACUCCGGUGUGGCAAAGACCAUCAAGAGUGAGAUCGCCAACCUAACCGGCGCUGGCAAGGAGGUGAUGGUGAUCAAUGUGGGAGACAAGCUCAAGGCUCUGCUGCACAGAACUCAUGGAAAACACAUCAUGUUGAACUGCAAGGAGAUUGGCCGCAAGCCCCCCACCUUUGGUGACGCUUCAGUCAUUGCUGCUGAGCUCCUCAACUCCGGAUAUGAGUUUGACCAGGGUUCAGUCAUCUUCAAUAGAUUCAGGUCUGUUAUCUCCUACAAGACGGACCAGAAGCCCAUUUAUUCCAUAGACACAGUUGCUAACUCAGAGAGCAUGGGCAUCUAUGAUGACAUUGAUGCUGAUGUGUUAAGGAACUACCAGGAGUUCACUCUGGUCAACAUCAUCUACCUGGCCCUGAGAGAGUCGUCCACCAGCGAGCAGAGCGCCAGGAUGACUGCUAUGGACAGCGCCAGCAACAACGCCUCUGAGAUGAUUGACAAGCUGACCCUCACCUUCAACCGUACCAGACAGGCCGUCAUUACCAAGGAGCUCAUUGAGAUCAUCUCUGGAGCCGCUGCUUUGAACUGAGGCUGGUCUUAACAGAGGAGAUAAACUGGUGGGAUCUUCAUUUCCAUUAUCUCUUCAAAGUACUUCAGACAUGUUAUUGUCCAGAGUCUAAUGAACAUUUGCGCUUGUAUUUGUAAAAUAUAUGGAGAAAAUAAAGCUCUUACACAGAACGUCACCCUUUCAUCACUUCCUGUAUCUGUUUUUCCUCCAAAUAAACUCUGAUAGAUGAGAUGAAUGUC